This is a messenger RNA of Hemiscyllium ocellatum (epaulette shark), 3487 nucleotides long. RefSeq names its product activin receptor type-1-like. Bases 145 to 1665 code for a protein of 506 amino acids. NCBI's taxonomy places the organism in Eukaryota, Metazoa, Chordata, Chondrichthyes, Orectolobiformes, Hemiscylliidae. The record is from RefSeq and is a predicted model, not a curated record. Gene Ontology annotation, biological process: cellular response to growth factor stimulus; dorsal/ventral pattern formation; BMP signaling pathway. Gene Ontology annotation, molecular function: SMAD binding; transforming growth factor beta receptor activity, type I; ATP binding. Gene Ontology annotation, cellular component: plasma membrane; BMP receptor complex. The transcript is spliced from 10 exons.
GCCGCAGUGUCGGGCCCGAGCCUCACCCUGAGGAGCCGGGAGCUGCAGGCCCAGGAGCGGGGGCUUUCUCAGCCCGAGCCGAGCGGAUCCCAGCAGGAGGCCCGGCACCGGCAUCGGAACCGGGGGGAGGGUAAUAUUUUCCUGAUGGCCCAAUGGAGCAUCCUUGCACUCCUGCUUUUGGUCCCAAAGGUCUUCCAUUGUGGAGCUGAAGAUGAAGGAAGCUCAAGUCUUCAAUGCAUAUGUGAGGGCAGUACCUGUGGAAUAAAGACUGAAUGCAGUGGUCUACGGUGUUUUGCUUCAGUGACACAAAAUGGAGAUAUUUCGGUGUACCAGAAAGGUUGCUUUGAUUCACUUGAAAAAGUUGAAAUGUUAUGCAAGAUCUUACCCUCAGAACGUUCUGUUGUGCGGUGCUGCAAUGAAAGCCUGUGCAACAGGAAUAUCACAGCAAUGCCUCUUCUUUCUCAAGCACCAAAGGAAGAACCAAUCGACUACAGUGUGGAGACAUUAAUCAUUUUUGUAGUUAGUCCAGUUAUAGUGCUGGUAGUUUUGUCUGUGGUCGCUGUCUUGAUUUGCCGCAAAAUUCACCAGAACAGGAUGCAACGGUUACAUGCCCAUGAUGCUGAAAAUGGAGCAAUUGAUGGCCUUAUAGCUUCCAAUGUGGGAGAUAGUACACUUGCGGAUUUGCUUGAUCACUCUCGUACAUCAGGCAGUGGAUCGGGUUUGCCGUUUUUAGUACAACGCACAGUUGCCAGACAAAUUACUUUGAUGGAGUGUGUAGGAAAGGGUCGCUAUGGAGAAGUUUGGAGAGGCCAGUGGCAAGGAGAAAAUGUUGCGGUAAAAAUCUUCUCAUCUAGAGAUGAGAAAUCUUGGUUUAGAGAGACUGAAAUUUAUAAUACUGUUCUUCUUCGCCACGAGAAUAUAUUAGGUUUCAUUGCUUCUGACAUGACAUCAAGGAAUUCUAGCACCCAGCUUUGGCUAAUCACACACUAUCAUGAGAACGGUUCCCUGUAUGACUACUUACAGCGAAAUGCAGUGGACACUGUAGUUUGCCUGAAUUUUGCCUUAUCUAUAGCCAAUGGUCUGGUGCAUAUCCACAAUGAAAUUUUUGGAACUGAGGGAAAGCCUGCAAUUGCUCACAGAGACCUGAAAAGCAAAAAUAUCUUAGUCAAAAAGAACUUGCAUUGUUGCAUUGCUGAUCUCGGGUUAGCAGUGAUGCAUUCUCAAACCAACAAUCAGUUAGAUGUUGGGAAUAAUCCUAAAGUGGGUACCAAACGGUAUAUGGCUCCAGAAGUACUUGAAGAAUCUAUUCAAGUUGACUGUUUUGAUGCAUACAAACGCGUGGAUAUCUGGGCAUUUGGACUUGUAUUGUGGGAAGUAACUAGGAGGACAUUCAGUAAUGGAAUCGCUGAAGAGUAUAAACCUCCGUUCUAUGAUCUCGUACCGAAUGACCCUAGUUUUGAAGAUAUGCGAAAAAUUGUAUGUGUGGAACAGCAAAGACCAAAUAUUCCCAACAGAUGGUUUUCGGAUCCUACUCUGUCUGCUCUCGCCAAGCUGAUGAAGGAGUGUUGGUACCAAAAUCCCUCUGCACGGCUCACUGCAUUGCGCAUCAAAAAAACUUUAGGAAAAAUAAGCAAUUCACUAGAGAAAGUGAAAAUGGACUGCUGAACGGAAAAUGAGCACUCGUUUUACCACUGUUCAACAAGUAUAACUGGAUCUGCAGCAGAGCAGGCGAUGCAGAUUUCAAACUGCCCAUUUUUCUGUUUUUGCAGUCGACACUUGGACAUUGUCGAGAAGUGGCAACAAGGAUGCUAUGGUUUGCAAUGGCAGAUGGAUCAUUGUCUUUAACCAAACCAAUCACUCAACAAUGGCUGCUGCUCUUGAUGCGAAUUAAAUCAGGCUGCAGUUUCAUGUUCACUGGGUGCUCACUAAAUUUCAGUUCUAUUUGGAAGGGGAAGUUUUGCACUAAAUUUUGUGUUUUUUUUAUUUUUGCAUUGCUGUAUAUUAUCAAGUAUGUUGCAAUAGCCCUGACCUGUGUAUUGAUCUUCAGCCUGUAAAAUAGCAUGAGGUUUUUCAUUCGAUGAGAUAAAGUUUAGUUGUUUUGUUACAGGAGAUACUUGAGCCAUUCAAUGGUUAUUGUAUUUGAAUAUAAAAGUGGUCCUAUCUUUUAUGUGAAAGUAGGACAUAUUCACCAACUGCUAAUGGUGGUGCCUUUGCAUUUAUGGGCUACAGUUAACUUGCUUAAGAUUCAGUUAAACAAUUAUCUUAAGUACUUUCCACAGUAUGUGUAUCUGUUAAAACUGUUUGUUCAGAUUGUAUGCCUUGACUUUAUUGUUGUACCCAAGGUCUAAAGUUAUUUUUUAUACCAUAUUUUGUCAUGUUAGGAAAUAACAUUCUUGUCAUUUUGAUUUACUGUUUUGAACUUGAAGAGUUCCUAGGAGAAAGAAGCAUAGGAAACAAAAGUCUUUGUUGUAGCUAACCACAUUUGAAAAAGUAUACAGUUUCUCUAAACAUGCAAAUGCCCUGCUAUUUAACUUCAUCAUGGGCAAAACACUAUUCUGUGAUCUUUGUAUUUUCCUCGAAAGUUGAUUGUGCUGAGUAGAGGAAAUAACAAAAUUACUGAUUUGUAUCAUGUGUAAAAAGUCAAAACACUAAAAACACUACAGGAAUGAACAAAAGAAACCAACAUUAAUUAUUUGCCAAAACACUCACUGAGAAAUAAGGAAAUUAGUCACAAAAGUGUUUAAAAAGAAAAUUGUGAUCUCCAAUGCAGAGAACUGUUUCCCUGAAAUACUGUAACACUAACUAUAUGUGAGUCUUUAAUGUAAAUGUAUGAAGCCUGCUUUGUUGCCUUUUGUUAUUGUUUUAAUUUGUGCAAUAGGCGUAACAGAGCACUCAGUUUAUUAUGUAGUUUUAAACAAAAGGGCUUAUUGCAUUAUUUUAUAAGUGAAAGUAUGUUGCAUUUGUAGACAAGAUUUUAAUUAUUUCAUUUGGGACAUCUGAUCAGCUUUACCAUUUGGUGAAUUAUGCAAUGAAUAGCUAUACCAUUCUUACGCUGUAAUACUUCCCAGUACUUCAGUGUAGUUCAGUUUCUGAAACAGCAAUAAUUGAAUAUUGAAACUUAGUAUUCCUGCAAUUGUUUACGCACAGCAAAAGCAUUAUGUUAACCUAUGACUGCAGUGACACAAUUAGUCUUUCACUACACUCAACUUGGUUGCAGUAUCUAUUUAACAGUAACUCCUUAAAGCAACAGAUAUUUAUGAAUGAGCAAUAUUAAAGCUACUAUGUCACUUACAUUUUUAGCAGUUUUGCAUUAUAUGAUGAAACAAUUAUGAUUUAAAUUUUCGUGUUCAUCUAUGGAGAAUAUUGUUUUAGCCUUAAUCCUUAGAAGACUGGUGCAAUUUUUCACUGUUUAAAAAUACAUCAAUUUCAAAGUUUUUCAUUUAAUUCAGAAAAAAAACUAAUAAAGGAAUGUCCUGUGUGUUCUUCA